Messenger RNA from Doryrhamphus excisus (bluestripe pipefish), 2952 nucleotides. It is a transcript of the gene agpat5, whose product is annotated as 1-acylglycerol-3-phosphate O-acyltransferase 5 (lysophosphatidic acid acyltransferase, epsilon). Gene Ontology annotation, biological process: phosphatidylinositol acyl-chain remodeling. NCBI's taxonomy places the organism in Eukaryota, Metazoa, Chordata, Actinopteri, Syngnathiformes, Syngnathidae. Gene Ontology annotation, cellular component: endoplasmic reticulum; endomembrane system; mitochondrion. The record is from RefSeq and is a predicted model, not a curated record. Gene Ontology annotation, molecular function: acyltransferase activity.
GCAAGGAGGUGUGUGACAUUUGUUGGCAGAAGCUAGGCGUUAAACCUCUAGCGGAUGAAAGAGAGGAAUUAGUGUGUAUUUAUAUGGUUUUCCCCGAUAACAGCUAAACUAACACUUACACUCGCUUUUUUAUCCGCCUACGUUAGACACUUUUUAAUACGGCGUUUUGAUUCUAAACUUGUCUUCCUAUGCAGCACUUUGUAGAGUCGGCUAACGGUUACGACUAACUUGUACAGUAGACUCGAUCCAACUCUGAUGCGUCUGGUUUGUUUUAUAACGUAAAACAUAAAGGUUUAGUUACUUUAUACAAUUUUAUAUGCUACUACAGAUGAAUAGUCCAAGAUAGCAAGGCUGAGUGUGUCAUGUACACAAGGUUAAAACUAGCUUUAGCCAGCUCCUCUCUUGUCAUCGUGCUGCAGCGGUUUACUGUCUAAUGCUGAUUGCUGCGAUCAAGUGUGCUUUAAGAAGCAGGCGAGAGAGAGUUUGGCACUGUACAGGAAAACAAGCUGGGAUUCUUUUUUGCAUUUUUAUUUUUGUUAAGUGUUAAGUGAGGUGACAACAUGCUGCUCUCCCUGGUUGUGCACACUUACUCCAUGCGGUACUGGUUCCCAGCCACCAUCAUGCUGGGGUCAGCUCCAGCUUACCUUCUGUCGUGGGGGACUUGGCGCCUCCUCGCCUCUUUUUUACCGGCCAGAUUGUAUCACAAGUUAGACGACCGACUGUACUGUAUCUACCAGAGCAUGGUCCUUUUUUUCUUUGAGAACUACACAGGAGUGGAGAUCAUCAUAUAUGGAGAUAUACCAAAAAACAAAGAAAAUGUCAUCUACCUGUCCAAUCAUCAAUGUACAGUGGACUGGAUCAUCGCUGACAUGCUGGCCAUAAGGCAGAGCGCCCUCGGCCAUGUCAGAUAUGUUCUGAAAGACGGGCUUAAGUGGCUCCCGCUGUACGGAUGGUAUUUCUCUCAGCACGGAGGGAUCUAUGUGAAACGAAGUGCCAACUUUAACAAGCAGGCUAUGAGCAAGAAGCUUGUCUCUCAGAAUCAGUCAGGAGCACCAAUGUACCUCGUCAUCUUCCCGGAAGGAACACGGUAUAAUCCCGAACUUAAGAAUGUUAUCAGUGACAGUCAGGCCUUUGCUGCUAAAGAAGGACUUGCCGUUCUGAGACACACAUUAACACCCAGAAUGAAGGCGUCUCACAUCGCACUCGAGACCAUGAGGGGCCACUUGGAUGCCGUGUAUGACGUGACAGUGGCCUACGAGGGAACGCUGGGAAUUGACGGUCGAAGAAAACCAGCACCUUCAAUGCCGGAAUUCCUGUGCAAAGAAUGUCCGAGAAUCCACAUCCACUUCGAACGCGUGGAUGUCAAGGAAAUUCCUCCCGAGCCGCUCUUCUUCCGCAGGUGGCUGCACGAGCGCUUUGAAAUCAAGGACCGGCUUCUGGCACACUUCUAUGAGCGUGACGAUGGAGACAAACUAUGCAGCUUCCCCGGGGAGGGCACACAUUCCCACCUCAGCCUCUCGAAAACCCUCCCGUCAGUGCUCAUCUUGGGGGGCCUGACGCUAACAUUGCUGCUGACCGAGAGCGGCAGGAAACUGUACUGGAGGACCUGGGUGUAUGGGACUCUAGUAGGAUGGCUGUGGGUCAAUGCGCUUCCUUGACCAGCGUGCGCACUGACGAUGGUGCCUUUCUUCUCUACUCCAACACAAGAGGUGUUCCACGAGCAGUGAUGAGGUUCUAUGAGGAACCGAUGCAAAGAAAUGUUUAACACUGCUUUCUUGGUAGUAUGCAGCCAGAAGGGUUGAGAAACAUGUGGCUUGGUAAUACAAAAUGAAACAAAAACAGAUUAGCUAAAAAAAUAAAUAAAAAUAGUCCUCUCUUCCCCUUCCAUUACUCUCCUACCGAACCUUGCAUGCUCCACAUUCUUCCAUUUUAGCCAAUUCUCAGCUCCUGACAUGGUAUUUAUCUUUUUAAAAAACAAAGGUCUGACAUAGUCUACCAACUGUGAAGUGCAUUAUUUGGCUAUUAUUUAUGCAAGGUUGCUCAUAAUGCCGUUAACUGGCUCCUUGCGACAUGUCGACCAUGUUGUCAGUGCAUUCAGGUGGCUUUAUCGGAGGACGGUCAGACUUUGACAUGACUGCAGCAUCAUCAAUGCCUCCAGAAGGGCUUCUUCAUCCACCAGCUGUACUCUUCAAACAUUGAACAUGAAUGUAGCCAUUUCAAGUAUAAUAUGCAUAUAAUGAUCUUUUAUGACUUGAAGAUGCGUGUCACCACCUUAAUUGUCCCCCUAAAAACAAGCGUCAAUUGCCAAAACUCGUCGUCUUUGCCGUGUUGUUCAAUCAGUGUUUUAUGUUGAGCAAUAAUUAAUCAAAGCCAGCCCCGUGAAUUCAUAUUUGAUUUUUUUUUACAAUAGUCUCAACCUGCUUUGUUGAUGUACAAAUAUCUACCUUGCUUUAAAGCAAAAAAAGCUUACAAAGCCAUGCAAAGCCAAAAGCCAUGUGUAUUAUAUGUGCAUCUCUGUAUUGUGACUUGCCAUUGCUGUAUCGUAUCCCACUUUCCACAUGUCACUUUACACAUUUGUAGUCUAUUUUAAAGGUAAAUCAUGUUUUUAUACCUCGUCCAUCGGUUCACGCCCCUCCCUUAUCCCGAUGUGUCACAUAUUUUAUAAUAACUGCUAUCCAACUGAAGUUCAUCAGGAACUUUCUUUUUAUGUAGACGGCAUUUACAUUUUUGAAAAACUUUCUGCAAACUUGUGCCUUCUCUUUGGCCCAGAGGAACUCAGACUUGUGUGUGUGUGUGCGUGUGUGUGUGUGUGUGCGCGUGCACAUUAUUGUCCACGCUCGGUGGCGGCUUAUGCUCUGAAAUUGUUUCAAUUGACAGUUUUUGACCAAUUUGAUGUGUUGUGGGUAUGGGAAUGUGAGUGAAAUAAAGUGUUUUUCUUGGGAGAGAGUCAUA